CCGGCUUCCGGGCCGCGGGGAGAAGAAGUAGGGGGCCGGCCCGGCGGCUCCGCCCCGGCAGGCACAGCCCCUUCCGCGGUGUUCGUGGGGGGGGGACGCUCCGGCGGUUUCUCCGCCGUUCAUCCCUCCUUCUCUUCGCGGGCAGGUGGAGACCUUUCAUCUACCAUGGCAUCAAGGCUUGUUCCAAAUGUGACUUCCAAACAGGGAGAACCCCAGUGCAAGGAGAAACACGUGGUUCUGCUUAGCCCCGUGGGAAAACUCAAGAUAUCUGGGUGUGAAACAGGCGUACAUGAAAUAAAACUCCCCCAGAUGAGCGUGCUGCCAAGUGGCUGGACGGAGCCCUCGGCCGCUUGCGAGGUGCGCGAAGGCGCGGAGGAGCUGACGGAGCCGCUGGAGCAGUGCACGGCCUGGCUGCGCGCCUACUUCUGCGAGCCGGCGAGGACGGCGAGCCUCCCCGUGCCGGCCUUCCACCACCCGCUGCUGCGGCGAGAUUCGUUCACCGGACAAGUGCUGUGGACCCUGUUGAGACACGUGAAGUUUGGAGAGGCCGUUUCCUACAAGCAAUUAGCAGACCUCGCCGGCAACAGCAGAGCGGCGAGAGCGGUGGGAGGAGCGAUGAGGAGCAACCCUAUCCCGAUCCUCAUCCCGUGCCACAGGGUGAUUCGCAGCAACGGGCAGACGGGCAACUACGGAGGAGGAAACCUUAUGAAAGAGUGGCUUUUGUCACACGAGAAGCUCCAGAAAGAGAAGUUAGCAUAUUGAUGCAGCUCAGCCACGGCUGCUAACCAGCCAAGACAUACAACCGCGGAUACUUGGCUUAUAACAAGCUCUCAGAGCGCCCAGCAGAAUUCAGAAAAAUGGUAAAUAUUUGAGUGACAUAUAAAUAUAAUGCAACAUCCAAAGUGAAAUGUGUGGUGGCACCACUAUAUUAAAAAAGCGGGAUGUGUCCUGAGGGAUGCAGCUCGUCUGCCCUUUCUUGUUUUUACAUUUUACAGCAGAAUGACUACAGCGGUCCAGGCCUCUUGUGCGUGGAGUUUUGUUCCCAGCUCCAACCCUGUUUUGUUCUAUUUUUAAUGUCCAUUAAAGCACGGAGAAGGGAGUGGGAGGGACGUGGCGAAUGGGGGGUGCAAGCCUCCCCCCCAGGGAAGCGGCUGGCUCGCCGAGGGGCAGCCAGCGAGCCCAAACCCUGCCCGCUCCGGCCCCGGAGCCCCCCCUUCCAUUUUGGUGCCAGAAACGGUGGUUUAUGUAAACGGGAGUUCACGGAACACGUCAAGGUGCUUUCAGCAGCAAGCAGCUAUUGGCUCGCUCGUUCCCAGCUUUUCUUUUCGGAUGGCGAGAGAUGGGAAUAAAAAAUUUUUGCCUUUGCAAACGCUGGAGAAAGCAGUUGAAGAGAAGCUGCGGAUAAAUUGUAUGAAGAGUGUAUUUUAAAUCAGCGGUUUGCUUAACGCAACUUGGGCAAAAUACUGAGAAGCUCAUCGGAGCUGCAUCUUUCUGAGCAGCACAUUUCCUUUUAUCGUUUGAUAUUUUUUUUUUUUUUUUGCACUUUAGCUUUUUGCAUUUCUCUGUUAUGCGAAGCUUUAUUUCCCGUAGCCUCUCUGUAGAAAGGCGUCAGGUAUUCAGAGAUAUUAAAGCUACCUUUUGAGGGGGUUUAAGCAGGGUUCUCUGCCAGUACGAGCCACCAGAAGCUGAAAUUUUCAGUAUGGGAAUCGUAAAUCGUAACAUGGAAAUACUGAUUUUUUUUAUGUGUUUUAUCAUAUUUUCAUAGAUGUCUCUUUAGAAGGGCCAUUGCUAACCAAGAAAUUAUUAUGUUACAAUGCGUUAGUUAAUAUAGUAUUAUUGAUAUCUCAGAAUUACUUCAAUAAAAAAACUGCUUUGCAUGUA
This is a messenger RNA of Tyto alba (common barn owl), 1881 nucleotides long. It is a transcript of the gene MGMT, whose product is annotated as O-6-methylguanine-DNA methyltransferase. Gene Ontology annotation, cellular component: nucleus. The transcript is spliced from 6 exons. Gene Ontology annotation, biological process: DNA repair. Lineage: Eukaryota; Metazoa; Chordata; Aves; Strigiformes; Tytonidae. The record is from RefSeq and is a predicted model, not a curated record. Gene Ontology annotation, molecular function: methylated-DNA-[protein]-cysteine S-methyltransferase activity. Bases 166 to 762 code for a protein of 198 amino acids.